AUGGCCCUCAGGUUCACCCUUUACAUCCAUAAAGGACAGCUCCAGUGGUAUUCAGUGGUAGUGGUAUAGACAGUUUACUGAGAAAGAGUAUUUGACUCUGGUUAGUUUUCAACUUUAGUAACUUUUAUCUUUAGUAACCUUAGAGUUAACUCAUUUUGAGGCUUCAGCACUUUUUGAGAGAGCGCCAAGAGAGCUCUUUCCCCUGAGAAACCAACGAGACCUCCAUUUACUUUUCAAUACCCUCGUCUUGACCACACCAACAUCCAGCAAAGAUGUACAGCAGCAACAGCUACUCGCAGGCCAAGUUUGGCCUGGAGGCCAAGGACGCCCACAAGCCAAAGGGAAAGAGCUGCGGCUACUACAUGAGGCUCGUCUUCUUCUUCUCCUCUCUGAUCCAGUCCCUCAUCAUCGUCAGCCUGGUGCUCUUCCUGGUCUACGGCCAGCCAGAGAAGUCUGCUGAAGAGAGGAGGGUGGAGGAGCUGGAGCAGAGUUUGAACAGGAUCAGCGAGAACAACAUUAACCUGAGGAAGGAUAAAGCUGACCUGGGAGCUGCGCUGGGGGCCAGGACGGCUGAGAAGACUGCCCUGGAGGGAGAGGUGGCCGCACUGAAGAAAGCAGCUAAUGCCUCCGGGGAGCAGAUCAAAGCCCUCAUACUGAAAGCGAGCCAUUGUGAAACAGAAAGGAAGAAAUUAGAGAUGUUCUGUGGUACCCCUGUCCGGUGUCCCACCAUCCCCUCAACUCCUAACACUGAGGUAAAAACCCUCCAGUUUCUGAACUCCCAGCAGGCAGCGAUGAUCAAACUGAUCGAAGCCAACUUCACCCAGACCAGCCAGUAUAUCCGCAUGGAGAGGGACAAUGCCAUCAAGGACCGCGAUGCCCACAACCUUGAGACCAUCUCUUUGCGGAGGGAGAACACCAACCUGAAGGAACAGCUGAACCUCUACACCCAGAAGUGUAAAGAGGACUUUGCCAAGUCUCUGGAGGGGAUCCAGACGGUGACCAGUAACUUCCUGGUGCGCAUCGACAACCUGUUCCCCCACUCCAUGACCUUUCACCUGACCUGUGAGAAGCAGACAGAGCAAAUGGAGAACAUCAGGGCCAGAUGCUCCAACCUGUCUAAAGAGGUUGAGAACAAGUUCCAGACAUACCUGGACAACGUGGGGAACAAGGUGGCAAACAUCCAGACCCAGUCCAGUCGCCUGGAGGUCCAGAACAGCCAACUGACCCUUGACCUCCAGCAGUGUCGUCACAACCGCAGCGUGACGGCGGCGGAGGGCAGCAGGCUGCUGCUGGAGACCCGGGAGAACCACGACAGGCAGGUGGAGACCCUGCUGAAGGAGCAGAACCGACUGAGGGAGGAGAAGAGCUUGCAGGGAGAGAGACUGGCUCUGAGGGAGGCUGAAGUCAACACACUCAAAGGGAAUGUCCAGUCACUCACCGCCAACUGUAACGCUAAGCUCGCCGGCCCAAAGCCUGCUGGACUGAUGUCAUCCUUGAAGGGAGGACCAUCUAUUGGAGCGCCAGUGAUCAGUAAACCCCCCAUGGUGAGGUGAGGAAGAUGGCCUACCUGGGCCAUGACAGAGUGAGAAAAUGAAGGGACUUACUGAUAUGGUCCCUGGAGGAUUGGGUGUGGUGCCUUUCAAUGAUCAACGUGUGCUCUUAGAUUUUAGAAUAUCCAUGUGUAAAUACUACAGACACUAUAGGUUCUAUCUACUGUCCUACAUGAUGUAUACUGAACAAAAAUAUAAAUGCAACAUGUGAUGUGUUGGUGCCAUUUUUCAUGAGCUGAAAUAAAAGAUC
Molecule: messenger RNA, 1800 nt
Organism: Coregonus clupeaformis (lake whitefish)
Lineage: Eukaryota; Metazoa; Chordata; Actinopteri; Salmoniformes; Salmonidae
Gene: plvapb
Product: plasmalemma vesicle associated protein b
Exons: 6
Coding region: 273-1553 (426 amino acids)
Biological process (GO): regulation of vascular permeability; positive regulation of cellular extravasation
Cellular component (GO): caveola
Source: RefSeq, a predicted model, not a curated record